AUGAAGCCUCCACGCUCCGCAGCUCAGUGGGGCUCCAUACUUUUUCUGAAUCUCGACCUCUCGGAUCUUGCUUCCGCUCGCCAUGCCGCUGCCGAGUUUAUGAGAAAAAUUCUUGACGAUGCAGGGACACGAUGGUCAAUUCAGCAUAAAUGUACUCAUACGGUCAAGUCAGAAGGUCUCAUCCACAAAGUGCGCGUUGUGCAUAUGUCUUCAAAUGGGCAUGAGCUAUUGUCAAUGCCUGGGGGCACCGACUGGACGGCACCGAGGCUAGAAAAUGAAGGCGUCGCCGCGCGAAGGAGGCUAGGCCUUUGGAAAUUGUAUGGUAUGAGCAAAUUGAGAAAUGUCUUGUUCUCGGUAUCUCCAAGCGGCACAUGGACGUAUUGUUUUGAGAGCUUUCGCUUUGAUAUUAGGAUCCACACCCUGCGCGAUGGUCUUGAUCUAGCCACUUUCUAA
This is a messenger RNA of Heterobasidion irregulare TC 32-1, 453 nucleotides long. RefSeq lists its product as uncharacterized. The coding region runs from base 1 to 453 and encodes 150 amino acids. The transcript has 5 exons. The record is from RefSeq and is a predicted model, not a curated record. NCBI's taxonomy places the organism in Eukaryota, Fungi, Basidiomycota, Agaricomycetes, Russulales, Bondarzewiaceae.